Sphaerodactylus townsendi is the source of this 3375-nucleotide messenger RNA. It is a transcript of the gene GOLM1, whose product is annotated as golgi membrane protein 1. NCBI's taxonomy places the organism in Eukaryota, Metazoa, Chordata, Lepidosauria, Squamata, Sphaerodactylidae. Bases 434 to 1684 code for a protein of 416 amino acids. The record is from RefSeq and is a predicted model, not a curated record. The transcript has 10 exons.
CGGCUCCUGCUGGGGUUUCGUUCUCCGCCUCUUGGCUGCACUUCCUGCUCUGCCCGCAGUGCCUCCGGCAGCACCCGCGGCUCCUCAGCGCCAGCUCCUUCCUCCCGGUCUCGGCGUGCGGCUUUCCAGGAGCUGCAGCUCCUUCCCUCUCAGCUUAGACGCUGCUGCUGUGAAAGGGGGGCGGGGAGCUUUAUCUGCUCUCCUUGAGGAGGCGCCGGCCUUACGGCUGAGGAAGAGGGGCUGCGAGGGGCAGGAAGGUAACUUCCGUUUCCUGACAUGUGCUUCUAAAAUAAACCUUUGAUCCACACCAUUUGGCUUGCCAGUUUGGUUUCUCUGAGGAUCAAAGGUCUUAACAGGCUGGUGAGACUUCCUUGUUCCUGUAACCUGAACAACUUCAUCACAAAAAUCUAUAGAGACCUAUAAUUUCUUUGAGAUGAUAGGACUAGGAAAUGGCCGUCGAGGGAUGAAGUCUCCACCUCUUCUGGUCGCAGCACUGGUGGCUUGCAUAAUUGUUUUGGGUUUCAAUUAUUGGAUUGCAAGUUGCCGCAGCAUUGAUUUGCAGAAUCGUAUAAUGGAACUAGAAGGCAGAGUCCGCAGGGCGGCAGCAGAAAGAGGUGCUGUUGAACUAAAAAAGAAUGAAUUCCAAGGAGAGCUACAGAAACAGAGGGAACAGAUUGACAAAAUCCAGAAUUUGCAUAACUUCCAGAUGGAGAGUACUAAUAAAAUACACAGGGAUGAGAAGGCAAUGUUAAUGAAUAACAUCACAAUAAAUAAGAAAUUGAUCCAGAACUUCCAAGAUCACUUGAAAGAGUUGCAGAAGGAAUAUGGGAAACUCCAACUGGAUGUAUAUCAGUUCCAGAAAAACCAGACGAACCUUCAGAAGAAAUUUACAUAUGAUAUGUCUCAGUGUAUCAGUCAGAUGAAGGAACUGAAAGAACAAUGUGAAGAAAGGAUAGAAGAAAUUAUGAGAAAAGGCAACGAGAUACCGCAAAGCAAGGGGAAAAAAGACAUGUCUGACAAGUCUUAUCAAAUUGAUAUUCCAGUACCAACAUUUGGACAACUGGAAUUCCAACAGCGUGACUUGACAAAACAGGGAAAUGAACCUGAAGAAAAACAAAAAAUAUCUAAAAUCUCAGAAGCUUUAGAAGCACCAAAACCAACACCUUUCAUAAAAAAUGUAGCAGAACCAGAUUAUCAUAAAUACAGAGGAAAUAAUGAUGUUGUUGCCAUAAAUAAAGAAGAGCCCCCAAAUGAGGAAGAAAAGUAUCCUGUUGACGAGGACCAUCCAAUACUUGCUAAGUCUAGCAAAGAUCACAAGGAAUUGCAUCCAGAACUUGGCACAGAACAGAAUCCAUAUGAGGAUAUUAGAAAUGCACUGGGCGAAGUUGUAGAAAGGCAGAAUGUGAAAUGGCCAGGACCUUUAGGACACCGAAAUACCAAUCAGGCAAAUGAUGAUGAUGAUGAAGUUGAACGAGAGCAACUGUUAAACGAUGAUCUGCAGCAGGAUGACCAGGAGAUGAGUGAACUAGGAACAAAGACAGCAAGACAGGUUAACAAAGGAGUGGAUUACAAUUCGGAUAAGAAUGAGGCAGAGACUGAAACUGAUAAACAACCUGCCCUUGUUGACCAUCAACGUAAUUUGAAUGGUAAACCUUCCUACCUUUCUGUUUCUGCAUUGUUCUAACACUUGUUCACUGUAGACCUUUAAAAUGAUCUACAGCUAAUUAAUCUAUGCUUGAUCAAUCUUAUUGGAGUGCUGCAACAGCUUCUUUAAUAUUCAUCUUUUGUUCAAAAGGAAAUUGGAUAGCUGAUUUUGUUACAAAGGAGAACUAGACACUACUACACUGUUUUCCACCGAAACAUCUGAGUACUUCAUCCGCCACAUGCUGGACUGUCUUUGUUUCAGAAUGCUUGGUUUGGGUCCUAGUGCCUACCUAGUUCUGUUGGGUAGGCACUAGGACCCAAGCGAAGCAUUCUACAACAAAGACAUUCCAGCAUGUGGCAGAUGAAAUUACAAUUUUAUUUGGAUGUCUUGGUGGAAAACAUUAUAGCUGAUGUACUUUUCUGGAAGAAAAGUUUUACAUGUGAACUUCUUCAUCAUAUUUGUUUAAGUGGAUUUUGCAGAAUCUUACAAGGAAAGGCACUGCUGGUUAUGCAUUCUUACAGAUAUACUGCAUUCCAAUUCUCAAAAGAAUCAAGAUUACAUUAAAUUUCAUCUUUCAUUUCAGUAAUCUGAAAAUCCAAUCAUGCAAAAUUAUUGGGAUAUCAACAGAAGUUGUGAACAAAGAGGUCAGCACCUGACACUGCAAAAACAGCUGAAACCAGCUGAGCUCCUCAAAGCUUGAAUAACUCAACUAGAAUCUCACUGCUGACAUUUGUUUAAAUCAGCUGUUACUUUACUUAGAAAUGACUCCUGAUUUUAAAGAACUAUAAUAAGAUUCUGGUAUUACACACACAGAUUGUGCCAUAAUAACAUUUCAGGAGGAAGAAAGUUGUCUGUAGUUAGUCUUCAGAUGCCUAUCCUGGUAUUCUUUCUCAAAAAAACACAAAAACCCUGGCUGGAAUUUCAGUGGAAUCUCAUAGAUGAACUUUAGCUUUAGAAAUACUGUUAAUGCCUCUUCCCACAACCUCCCAAAUUAGGUGAAGUUCUUUGAAUAACUAUUCUGUUUUGCUACAUUUCUGUUCUAGUAGUGAAUUUGGACAAAUCUUAGUUUUACGAGUUUACACUCUUCUACCCACUUUGAUAAAUUCAACUGUAAUCACAGGGAUUUACUUUUAAAUAAAUAUGGAUUGGGCUGCAAGUAUGUUCUCUUAACUCCUCUUUUGGACUGUAUGUUUUUCAAAUAUAACUACAGGACUUGAAGGUGUUUAAUUUAACCUCAUGUACAAAGUCUUUCUAGACUUAGGUAAAGUAGAUUUUUAAAAAAUCUGACAUUAUCUUUGGUUUGCAGGCAGCUGAUCAUGUAUUUAUGAUCGUGCAUGCAAUGAGUGGAAUAAACUUGCAAUCCUUUUACAAGUCCCCCGUGUGUUUGCUGCUAUAAAUCAAGUAUCUUGUUGAAAUUUAAAAUGAAGAGCUGCAGUACUGUAAUUGUAUCACAGACUGGAAAGGGCUUGGUACUGAACUGGUAUUAAUAUGACUCAGAACCACUUUACAGUAGUUGAGCAUGACUUUGGUUUUACCAGCCACAAAACUGAGUCUUAAAGCUAAGGGUAAUUAUCCUGGAUUGUCAAAUGGAAAGAUUAAUAAACUACUACAAUAAGUAAAAUUGACUGUAAUGAUUGUAUAUGUUUAAAUUUUCAUUUCUGUAUGAAAGUGUUGUUUUGAAUUUGAUUACUUUUAAUAAAACUGAGUUAUGUGUUUGUGCCAAGUUGGAA